GCGGCCGCCCGGCCACGUCACCGCCCGGCGGGACAGCGCUGGCCGAGCGGCGGGAGCGCGGGGCGCGGGACGCACGGGCGGGCGGGGACGUGGCAGCGCCUCGGCCGCCGGGAAGUUUGCCGGGAGUUGGCCGCGCGCGGUGCGGGGCCGCGGCGGCGGCACCAUGAACGUGUUCCGGAUCCUCGGCGACCUGAGCCACCUCCUGGCCAUGAUCUUGCUCCUGGGGAAGAUCUGGAGGUCCAAGUGCUGCUCGGGGAUCUCUGGGAAGAGCCAGAUCCUUUUUGCUCUCGUCUUCACCACCAGGUACCUGGACCUGUUCACCAACUUCAUCUCCAUCUACAACACAGUCAUGAAGGUGGUUUUUCUCCUCUGUGCCUAUGUCACAGUGUACAUGAUCUAUGGGAAGUUUCAGAAAACCUUUGACAGCGAGAACGAUACGUUCCGCCUGGAGUUUCUUCUGGUCCCUGUCAUUGGCCUCUCCUUCCUUGAGAACUACAGUUUCACUCCCCUGGAGAUACUCUGGACUUUCUCUAUCUACCUGGAAUCCGUGGCCAUCCUGCCCCAGCUCUUCAUGAUCAGUAAAACUGGAGAGGCUGAAACCAUUACUACUCACUACUUGUUCUUUCUUGGUCUGUACCGGGCACUAUACUUGGCUAACUGGAUCAGGCGGUACCAGACUGAAAACUUCUAUGACCAAAUUGCAGUCGUGUCUGGAGUAGUACAAACCAUCUUCUACUGCGAUUUCUUCUACUUGUAUGUGACCAAAGUCCUUAAAGGAAAGAAGUUAAGUCUUCCAAUGCCCAUUUGAGGGCCUGAGAUGAUUCUACACCUUAACAAGGACACAGAGCAAGCUAUUUGAAAUGUUCUCCUGGAUGACUUGGGCCAAGUGUUAAAAUCAGAAAAAUGCUUAGUGUGGAUUUCAGCAAAGCACUGAUCUAUCUAGAAGACGUUCUCCCCGGUCCCUUAAAUUAUAGCACCAACAAAAAGUUUAGGCCAAUUACACAAGCAUGGUGCCUCACAUCAACUGUGUAUAAAGAAAUAUUAGGUGCUUAAUCCAUGGAUGGGUCAAAUAAACCAUUGCUCCUUAAGGUCUUAGCAUGACCCUCACGCUAACAGUCAAUCCCAUCCGAAAAGAAGUCUGUGUAUAAGGCAAAUGUCCCCCAAAGAUCAGACUUCAAGUAUUAGAAGCAUGUUGUUGUGAUUUUCACUUUCCAGAUAGAAGACGAAGUUUCGGGAGUGAUACAGAGGUGAUCCAGUCUUAAUGGGUGUGAAAUGUCACUUCACUUUCAACCUGCCUUCAGGCCAUAAGUGAAAGCCAAAUUUAUUAGCUUUGGUUAGACCUAAGUAGUUUCCUCCCUCACUUUUACAAUGGACUUGGGUCUUGCUAUAGCUCACAGCAGGUCUAGACAGUACUUUAAUCCCACCUAGGUGGGUACCGCUACCAUGACCACCAUUUACCAAUAAGGAAACAAAUGCCCAAGCCUUUACCUACUAGGUGCCCAGCCUUGCUUUGUGACUCAAAUUCUUUCAUUAAAUUCAAUCAGUCCCACCUCCCUUUCACAUUUUUAGGUGCUAAGGGGAUUACUCAAUCUGACGUCCCCAAAUUUGAAUAAAAACUGUUAAGAAAACUACCACUGGACUACAGUCAGAUAAUUUUCAAGCAAUAAAAAGUUCACGCCUUA
Nyctereutes procyonoides (raccoon dog) is the source of this 1682-nucleotide messenger RNA. RefSeq names its product KDEL endoplasmic reticulum protein retention receptor 3 (gene KDELR3). NCBI's taxonomy places the organism in Eukaryota, Metazoa, Chordata, Mammalia, Carnivora, Canidae. The coding region runs from base 164 to 808 and encodes 214 amino acids. Gene Ontology annotation, cellular component: endoplasmic reticulum; membrane; cis-Golgi network. Gene Ontology annotation, biological process: endoplasmic reticulum to Golgi vesicle-mediated transport; protein retention in ER lumen. The transcript has 5 exons. The record is from RefSeq and is a predicted model, not a curated record. Gene Ontology annotation, molecular function: ER lumen protein retrieval receptor activity.